Messenger RNA from Peronospora belbahrii, 1122 nucleotides. The record is from the annotation of a GenBank genome assembly. NCBI's taxonomy places the organism in Eukaryota, Oomycota, Peronosporomycetes, Peronosporales, Peronosporaceae.
AUGGAGCCCAAGGUGUCGUGUGUGAAUCAUGCGGCGCUAGUGAACGAUUAUUACAUGAAGCACCUUUGUCUGCGUGAGGACUCGCUGCAAAUUGCAUCUACUGCUUUUAUCCGCCCGUACAGUGCAAAGCGUUCAAUGGAGACAUCAAUAGCCGCAGCGCGACGACAACAAAAGCGACAUGUAGCGGCCCAACGGCGGGCACAGCGUCUGGAACAGCUUAUAAUGCAGGGUAAGUUUGUACCGUUACGAGAUCAAGUUAGAGGCGCAUUGCAGGAUACAUUUGACCGCUAUGGUGGCCCUCACUUCAAGCUUCACGUCUUUCUACCAAGCUUUAGAGGCACUGAUAGUGCAGAGACUGCAUCAACACUCGAAGAUGUGUUAAAUUUGCUGUCGAAGGCGUCCAAAGAAAAAGUUCUUGAUGAUGGCAGUAUUCAUUUCAACGCAACAAAUUAUCUGCAGGUUGCUGUGGUGAAUAACACGAAGAUCAUCCUACCAGCUGGAUCAAGCUUUGCUCAGCGAGAUGUUCGAGAGCUUCGCCAAAUCUCACUUGAGAAAUUCAAGCUCAUAGUGAUGGAUCCACCUUGGCAGAAUAAAAGCGUAUUACGUGGAAAACAAUAUGGUAUGUUUGAUCAUACGGAUCUACUAGCUAUUGACAUUCCGCACAUCGCAGACGUCGAUGAAUGCGUCCUUGCAGUAUGGGUGACUAACCGACCACGGUAUAUGACGUACCUUCGUGACCAAGUACUGCCUUUUUGGGGCUUUACAUUCCAUGCGUGCUGGUACUGGCUAAAGCUUAGCAAAAACGGUGAGCUAGUGACUCCACUGGACUCAACACAUCGCCUGCCAGUCGAGACGUUGGUCGUUGCGUAUCGUGCAAAGGAUCAUAAACACGAGCAACUGUUACGCCAGCGCCUUGGGGAACAGAUGCGAGUUGUAUUCAGCAUUCCACUGCGUCACUCGUGGAAACCACCACCUGAGUGCUUUAUCAGCAAUGACAUUAUCUCGACAAGCGACAAAAAAGUCGAAUUGUUCGCUCGAGAAUUGCGACCGUAUUGGACUAGCGUUGGAAACGAGCAGGUAUUUAAGUUUCAAAAUGCCUACAUGUUUCAGCCAAUGCUGUAG